Messenger RNA from Lactuca virosa, 276 nucleotides. NCBI's taxonomy places the organism in Eukaryota, Viridiplantae, Streptophyta, Magnoliopsida, Asterales, Asteraceae. The record is from the annotation of a GenBank genome assembly.
AUGGCGGCGAUGGCAGAACCAUGGAGAGGAGGCAGCGGGGGUCUUGACGGCGGAAAGGAAGCAUUCACGGUGACAGUGGCGGCAGCAACUCCGGUGAGUCAGCAACGGCAGGUUGCUGUGUCAGCCACCGGAAAUACAUCUAAACACCACCACCCUUACGGUGACACAUGGUAUUCGGAGCGGCAGCAACGAAAUGCACACAGCCUCCGACUAGGACCCAACAGCAGCGACGUCGUAGUUUCUCGGCGGCGAAGGAGUAGCGACAGCGGGAUCUAA